AUGCACGUAACCGCACCAGCUCUCUGGCACUUCUCCGGCUUUCUGGCACUAAAUUCGACUGAUGAUGAGAAGUCACGAAACUCCGGUAAUUCGGGUGAAAAUGGGCGUGAAAGUGGCUAUGGAACGGCUCCAAGCAGAUUGUGGAAUAGUCCAAUGGUUGCGUACCACCAACGGUAUUCAUACGCAAUUUUCAUUUGUGAUUCCCCAAUAGGUCGUGGCAUUUAA
Messenger RNA from Gongylonema pulchrum, 225 nucleotides. Lineage: Eukaryota; Metazoa; Nematoda; Chromadorea; Rhabditida; Gongylonematidae. The record is from the annotation of a GenBank genome assembly.